CAUUAAGGAUAGUGGCAUUGUCUGCAGAUGCAGCUUUACCUUGGAGUUUUAUUUGCCGAAUGCUAUUACAUUCUUUAAAUUUUUGCAACCAACCAGAAGAAAAUUGUAAAGUUCCUUCUGAAACCCCAACCCAGCAGCAAGCAACUUUGCUUUCUCAACCAACAUAG
This is a messenger RNA of Racocetra persica, 167 nucleotides long. NCBI's taxonomy places the organism in Eukaryota, Fungi, Glomeromycota, Glomeromycetes, Diversisporales, Gigasporaceae. The record is from the annotation of a GenBank genome assembly.